Messenger RNA from Ogataea angusta, 750 nucleotides. RefSeq lists its product as uncharacterized. NCBI's taxonomy places the organism in Eukaryota, Fungi, Ascomycota, Pichiomycetes, Pichiales, Pichiaceae. The coding region runs from base 1 to 750 and encodes 249 amino acids. The record is from RefSeq and is a predicted model, not a curated record. The transcript has a single exon.
AUGAGUGUUUAUCAGUAUGGCAAGUUUCUCUUGUUCGGCGACUCCAUCACGCAGUACUCGUCCAGACAGAGAAUAGAGCCCGACACUGGCCAGCUCCAGUUCUCCAUUGCUGCUGCCCUGACCAACGACUACCAACGGAAGCUACAGAUCAUCACCAGGGGCUUUGAUGGCUACAAUUCCGAGCAGGCCCUGCAUAUCCUGCCUGAAAUUUUGAGGUACGAGCACGACACGAAACCUGCUGAGGAGCAGAUCAAGCUAGCGUGGAUAUUCUUCGGCACCAACGACUCGAGCGUCGGAGGCGACUAUAUUCAGCACGUGCCGAUCGGCCGCUAUGCAGAAAAUAUGGGGAAUUUGAUCGUAAUGCUCCAGUCGCGCGGGAUAAAAGUUAUAGCUGUUAAGCCGGGAACACACGACGAAACACUGGCUGACGAAGCAAAGAAGCGAGGGAGGGCCAAGAGAAGCAACGAGCUGCAGAAACAGUACGGAGACGUUUUGGGAGAGGUCUGUGGCAGACUGGAGGUUCCUACCGUGGACCUGUACGACGUUUUCGUCAGCUCUGGACUCUCAAGCGCCGAUCUUUUAAGUGACGGGAUCCAUUUCACUGGAACCGGAUACCAGCUGAUGUACAAUGAGCUGAUGAGCGUCAUUUCUGCAAAUUAUCCCGACCUCCAUCCUGACAACAUCCCGCUCAAGUUGCCGCCAUGGAGAGAAGCUACGCUCGAUAAGUUAAAGGCAUAUAGAUCCAACUAG